This is a messenger RNA of Candida dubliniensis CD36, 1572 nucleotides long. RefSeq lists its product as uncharacterized. Gene Ontology annotation, molecular function: transmembrane transporter activity. The coding region runs from base 1 to 1572 and encodes 523 amino acids. The record is from RefSeq and is a predicted model, not a curated record. Gene Ontology annotation, cellular component: membrane. Lineage: Eukaryota; Fungi; Ascomycota; Pichiomycetes; Serinales; Debaryomycetaceae. The transcript has a single exon. Gene Ontology annotation, biological process: transmembrane transport.
AUGGCACAAUUAUCAUCACAGGGAAAUAAUGCUAUUAUUUAUUUAUCUUAUGCAUUUAUGUUAGCUACAGGCUUGUUCUUGGCUUGGAAGUUUUCUUCAAACAAAGAUUUCCUAUCAUCCAAUGGAACACAGCGAGGGAUCCCUUUGGCAUUGAAUUUCAUUGCAUCAGCUAUGGGGGUUGGUAUCAUUACAACAUAUGCUCAGAUUGCUAAUAUAGCAGGGUUGCAUGGGUUGCUAGUUUACACCAUAUGUGGUGCUAUUCCUAUUGUGGGAUUUGCAUUGGUUGGCCCAAUAAUUCGUCGUAAAUGCCCGGAUGGUUUUAUUUUGACAGAAUGGGUAAGACACAGAUUUGGAAUGGUUACAGCAUUGUACUUGUCUGCUUUUACUUGUUUGACAAUGUUUUUAUUUAUGGUGGGUGAGUUAUCUGCCCUCAGAUCGGCAGUAGAAACUUUGACUGGGUUGAAUGCCUUGGGUGCUGUUAUUGUCGAAUGUGUGGUGACAACUAUCUACACAUUUUUUGGUGGGUUCCGUGUCAGUUUUAUAACCGAUAACUUCCAAGGUGUUUGUGUAUUACUUUUAUUGAUUAUUUGUGCUGCAGGAAUGGGUAGCUACAUUGAAAUUGAUACUUCUAAGAUUGGACCCAGUGGGUUGUUGAAAGCUAACAAGUUGGGGUGGCAGUUGAUCUACAUUUUGUUUGUUGCCAUUGUGACGAACGAUUGUUUUAUGUCUGGGUUUUGGUUGAGAACUUUUGCCAGUAAGACCGAUAAAGACUUAUGGAUCGGAACCUCCAUCGCAGCGUUUGUUACUUUUGCCAUUUGCACAUUGAUUGGUACUACUGGGUUUCUUGCUGUUUGGUCUGGUGAUUUGACUGUAGGUGAUGAAAAUGGAUACGAUGCAUUUUUUAUCCUUUUAAGCAAGAUGCCAAGAUGGUUGGUGGCAUUUGUGUUAAUCUUUUGCAUAGUGUUAUCGACAUGUACGUUUGAUUCUUUACAAUCGGCAAUGGUCUCGACCAUUUCCAAUGAUGUAUUUAGAAACAAAUUACAUAUCAACUAUGUGAGAAUAAUGUUGGUUUUAAUCAUGGUUCCAAUUGUUGUGUUGGCUGUGAAAGUUGCCAAUAAUAUUUUGCAGAUUUAUUUAAUUGCUGAUCUUGUUUCCGCUGCCAUAAUUCCAUCUGUAUUUUUGGGAUUAGCUGAUAGUUGGUUCUGGUACUUGAGAGGAUUUGAUGUUAUGGCUGGUGGAUUGGGAGCAUUGGUUGGCGUGUUUAUUUUUGGUACGGUUUAUUAUCACAGUGCUCGAGAAGGGGGUAAAUUGUUAUUAAUUUGGAAUGGCCUUUAUGACCCAAGUGACUGGGGGGCAUUUGGUGCCUUUGUUAUUGCUCCUGUUGGUGGGGUGGUUAUCACAUUGGCUUCAGCUGCUUUAAGAAUUGCAGUAUUGUAUGCUUACAGUAAGGUUACAGGAGGUGAAUUUACAGCAUUGGAUAAACCUAUUGCAGUUGAAGUUGACAAUGAAGAUCAAAAGUAUGGGUCCAUCGACGAUGAUGAUGACGAAUCAGAUACCAAAAAAGUGGUCUAA